UAUUCACCACGUCUUCGUCUAAUUUUCUAAUCUUCGCUAGUGUUCACCUGUUGCUUAAGAUUAAUUAUUGCUUGAGAUUAAUUAAGAGAAAGUGGCAACAAAUAACGUCAGCUUGCUACAUGGAUAAUUAUAUCUUCCUGAUACUUCGUCAGUUUAGAUUAGGAGAAUUUGAACUUUUGCGGCUGAAGAUGUAUCGAUCGAUACAUUUUUGUCAAUAUGAUGGUAACAUUCAUAAUUACCAACAUCAAGAAAGUUGUCGACCAUUAGUUAAUAGCAUUUACCGAUAAUAUCGCAUGUAGCAAAUUUUUAACCUAACCUAUCAUUUAAAUAUUGGCGGCAGUGAAGCAUGCGUGACGAAUCUUUCGUUGAAAGUUCAUUCAAAAUCACUUCAAAAAAUUCAUAAAACAUAAAGUUUCUUGAAUAACUAUCUUUUUUCAUUAAAUUAUUGAUUUAUCCACCAAAUGUUCCUAUAUUAUGUUUUAUAUGUUUAUAUCCAAGAAUAGAUGCUGUGAAUUAUUACUUGUUUAAUUAGCCAUUAACCUUGUGUAAGCAACAUGUGUACGCCAGCGAAGAUUAGGAAAUUAGACGAGAUCGUGGUAAACAGAAUCGCAGCUGGGGAAAUAAUCCAAAGACCGUCAAACGCGUUAAAGGAAUUGAUAGAGAAUAGUUUGGACGCCAAAGCGACAAACAUACAAAUCACUACAAAGGAAGGAGGCUUAAAGUUACUGCAGAUACAGGAUAAUGGCACUGGUAUCCGAAAAGAAGACUUAGACAUUGUGUGUGAAAGAUUUACUACAAGCAAGCUGCAAAAGUUUGAGGACCUCAGCGCUCUUACAACAUUUGGAUUUCGAGGAGAGGCUCUAGCCAGUAUCAGUCACAUAGCCCUUCUCGCUAUCACGACAAAAACCACAGAUGAAAAAUGCGCAUACAAAGCAUCAUAUAUUAACAGCAAGCUUAAAGCACCUCCAGUACCUUGUGCUGGAAAUCAAGGCACCAUGAUAACCAUAGAGAAUCUAUUCUACAAUGUGGCAACUCGUAGAAAGGCUUUGUCAAAUCCAUCAGAGGAAUUCACCAAAAUUACGGAAGUAGUUAUGAGAUAUGCUGUGCAUAAUCCAACUGUAGGAUUUACAUUAAAAAAGCAUGGCGAAUCGAGCCCACAGGUCCGGACGCCACAUAGUUCAACAAAACAGAGUAACAUAAGAAUGUUGUAUGGCAAUCCAGUUGCUCGUGAAUUAUUAGAGGUUGAGAUCGACAAUAAGGAUUAUAAAUUUAAGAUGCACGCUUUAGUAACAAAUCCGAAUUACACAAAUAAACGAAUGGUGAUGUUGCUAUUUAUCAACAAUCGAUUGGUUGAGUCCCUUUGUAAGUUUACUUUAUUGCACACACGCGAUUUUUAUCUACUUGAAUUCUCUUAUCAAAAUUUUAUGUUUACGAACAUUAAACUUACAGCGAUCCGUAGGAUGUUGGAAGAUUUGUAUUCUGUAUAUCUUCCGAAAAGGGCCCACCCGUGGUGUUACUUAUCUUUGGAUAUUAAUCCGCAAAACAUUGACGUUAAUGUGCAUCCAACAAAACAUGAGGUCCGAUUUCUUCACGAAGACGUGAUAAUCGAAAGAAUGAAAUUCGCCUUGGACGAACGACUAGCUGGUAAUAGCGCGUCCAGGACGUUUUAUUUGCAAGCCAGACUGCCAAAAGCGGACAUUACUAAAGAAGUUUUAGAAGAAGUGUUACCAGAGUUUAAUAAAGGAAAUCCAGAUAAAUCAAAAAAGAUUUAUGCCAAAGAGAUGAUUAGGACAGAUUCGUCUGAUCAAAAACUUGACAAGUUCAAUUUUACCAUACAUGUCGAGCAACGCAACAGUGACAAUAAUACUCUAGUGAAGGAAACAACACAUAAUACAGAGUGCAAGUCUCUUAAUUCUGAAAUUCCAUUAAAAAAAGUCAUAUCUGAUGUUACUAUGGAAAAUCCGCUUGCUGACAGUAAAUGUCAAGAGAAAAAUUCAAGCUUAAAUCUAAAUAUCACGGAAUACAAUUCUGCAUUACAUAUAGAAAAAACUCUACCUGAUAGUAAUUUAACAAGUUGGAGCGCUCUAUUAGACGCUAAAACUUCAUCAGACUCACAAAAUACUUGCAAUUCCGAUAACCCUGCUCCGAAAAAAAGCAAGUCGGAAAAUAUCCGACCAGAGGACACCACGUUUGAUGUUGCGAAAUUUUUACAAGACUUGGAUGAGACAAUGGAUGAUCCUGAAGAAGACAAGCCUGUAGAUACCAUAGCCGAUAGGGCUCGUAAACAAGUAUAUCAAUAUUUUGGAAAUAGAGACCUUCUUGAGAAUACGAAGAAAAGUUCCGAAAAAGAAAAAGAACAGACAUUGGAUAUAGACAUUAACAAGAAAGACGAAAAUUCAGUAUCUAACGCAAGUCAAUCUGAAAAAGUACUUUCCGCUGAGAAAAGUAUCUCUGCCAAUGAAUCUCCGAAGUCCACACAGCAAUUUAAAUCAUAUUCUGUGAAUAACUUUAGACAUGAAGUAAAAUUAACCAGUAUUCUGAAAUUACGUAAGGAAGUUGAAGAUGAAUGUCACGAGGGAUUAAGAAAUAUUCUAGCUAACUUGACAUUUGUUGGCUGCAUCGACCAAACUUCAGCUCUAAUACAGAGUGGAGUUAAUUUGUACAUAUGCAACACAAGAAAAUUAGCGGAAGAACUUUUUUAUGAAAUCAUGCUUUAUGAUUUUAAAAAUUUUGGCGUCAUUAAAUUUUCGGUACGUAUUUCAAUACGUAUGGCAAAUUAUAUUUAUUACAACUAUCUAACAUUGCGCGCGCAAAUUCAACGAUUUUUCCAGGAACGAAUAUCAUUGUUCGAUUUAGCAAUGAUUGCUUUAGAUUCAGGAGAAACUGGGUGGACAGAAGAGGAUGGGCCGAAAGAAGAAUUGGCGGAUAGGGUGAAGGAGUUGCUCUUAGAAAAGGCAGAUAUGAUGAAUGAAUAUUUUUCGAUUGUUAUGGAUAAAGUGGGAAAUUUGAGAUCGCUGCCCGUUUUAUUAGACAAAUAUUUUCCAUACGAAGCGGAAAUUCCAUUAUAUAUAAUGCGGUUAGCAACGGAAGUUGAUUGGAGAAAAGAGCAACAGUGCUUUCAAAAUAUUUGCCGGGAAACGGCAAAAUUUUACAGCUACAUCAAUCCAAAGCAUCAGUUACAUGAUUGGAAAUAUAUAACUGAACAUGUUUUAUAUCCCGCAAUUAAAGAAAGUUUACUUCCACCGAAACACUUUGCUCACGAUUCAACGAUAUUACAGAUAGCCAGUUUACCUGACUUAUAUAAAGUGUUCGAGAGAUGUUAAAUUAUGUUAUCUUAAAAAUUCAAAAAUAUAUUUUAUUUUUUAGAUUCUACAACAAUUGAAUUGAUAAACUUAAAUUUAUAGCAAAUGUGUUUAAUAUUAUGUAAAUGUACAGUUACGACAUAUUGUUGUAAUAACAGAUUUUUUUACAUUACAAUAUACUACUUUAGAUUACUCAAAUACAUACUAUUAUUUUUGCCAGAAUUUUUAUUUUAUCAUUUUUUUUACCUUCUUGAUAGAAUUAGACAUAUGCGACAGAAAACAAUGUACAUAUUUUAAAAAAGAAUUUAUAAAUUAUAUAUAUGUAUAUAUAAAUUUACAAAUGUCUUUACAUAAAAGUAGCACAUUCGCAAUUCUUUGUUAACUCUCGUACACUUUAAUAUAUUAAUACAUUGGCGUCUAUCUUAUAUAAAAAUUUUGUAAACAAUUACAAUGUA
Molecule: messenger RNA, 3757 nt
Organism: Monomorium pharaonis (pharaoh ant)
Lineage: Eukaryota; Metazoa; Arthropoda; Insecta; Hymenoptera; Formicidae
Gene: Mlh1
Product: DNA mismatch repair protein Mlh1
Exons: 7
Coding region: 555-3323 (922 amino acids)
Biological process (GO): mismatch repair
Cellular component (GO): MutLalpha complex
Molecular function (GO): ATP hydrolysis activity; ATP-dependent DNA damage sensor activity; ATP binding
Source: RefSeq, a predicted model, not a curated record